CUGCCAUGUUCCGGUGCAACAACAAGCUGAUCGGCGCCAAGGCGUUCUACGGCGGGUUUCAGCGGGCCAGCGGCAAGCCCGCGCUGACCAACGACUGGCUCACGCCGAGAGAUGCGGACGGGCAUGGCACGUGGUGCGCGGGCGCGGCGGCGGGGAACCCGGUGGGGCUGCAGGGCGGCGGGCAGGUGAGCGGCAUGGCGCCGGCAGCACGGAUCGCGGCGUACAAGGUGUUCUGGACAGACCGCAGCAGUGGGAACAUGUACGCGGACGAGUCAGACAUCAUCGCAGCCGUCAAUCAGGGCGUGUCGGACGGCGUGGAUGUGCUGUCGCUGUCCCUGGGGGGCUUGGAUCCCAACGACAACUAUUUCAACGACUUGGCUUUCAUGAGGGCCAACGCUGCCGGGGUGUUCGUUGCCUUUGCUGCUGGUAAUGCCGGCGCCCCUGGCCGGUCGCAGGGGGCUGGUUACCGCACAGUGGCGAAUUUCGCCCCCUUCUUCCUGACUGUGGGCGCCAGCACCAUCGCUCGAGGAGCGUCUCUGGCUUCGGCAGCAGCAGCAGCCGGCACUCAGUCGCUCCCCCUCAGCGCCAUUGCCGGUGCUGGCAGCACCAACAACACUGUCAGCUGCAACGGCACUGGUAGCGGCAACAGCACAGGGAACGGGACUCUGCCUGGCGAUGGCAGCGCCAUGCCUGGCAGCAACUUCAGCUCUGGUGACGGCAGCAGCCUCACUUUCACUGCAGACGGCGGCAUCACCUUCACCACCUCCUCCUCCGCCGCCUCUGUGGUUGCCGACUUCUCGUCCCGCGGCCCCCUCCUGCCGCCCUCGGCCACGGCGCAGCCCCCCCAGCCUGGCAAUGCCAUCCUCAAGCCUGACAUCAUCGGCCCGGGCGUGGACCUCCUAGCCGCCGCCCCCGGGAAGAAAAUCGGCGAGACCGGGGGCCUUGCCCGCCUGUCGGGUACCUCCAUGGCCACCCCGCAUUUGGCAGGGCUAGCUGCUCUAAUCAUCCAGAAAUAUCCCAACUGGAGCCCUGCGCAGGUGAUGUCAGCAAUGAUGACAACGGCGCGGGUGACUGACACUGCCAGCAGCCCCAUCAAGAGCUCCACCGGCGGGGAGGCGACCCCCUGGGAGAUGGGGGCAGGCCAUGUGUUUCCCCCGGCCAUGCUGGACCCCGGCCUCACCUAUGACGCCCGCGACAAAGACUACCAGAAUUUCCUGGCCGGGCAGGACCUGACCCGGGCAAAGAGGGAGUUCCCGGGGGUGUCGCUCUCCCCUCUGGCGGUGCGCAAUCUGAACCUCCCCACCAUCACUCUGCCGCGCCUGCAGGGCUCCAUUCAGGUGACUCGCACCGUCACCAACGUGGGAGGGUCCCAGUCCACGUACAGCGUAUCUGGGAAUGCGCCGGCGGGGGUGAAGGUGACUGUGGCGCCUAAGAGCCUCACGGUUGAUGCCGGGCAGAAGGCGAGUUACACGAUGACGUUCACCGUGGAUACACCCAGCAACGACUUCAAGUACGGGUAUAUAGUGUGGGCGGAUAACCAGGGGCACAGCGUUCGAUCCCCCCUCGUGGUGCAGCCCCUUUCGCGCUAAGGGACAGGGUAGGGUGGCUCUUUAGUGGGGUCUAUGAGGGUACGCGGGGUGCAUCUCUGGCUGUAACCAGUGGGCGCAGGAAGCUCGAGGCGCUUUCACGUUGAUUUGGCUGGUGUAUGCAGCCCUGGCUGCAGCUGGUUGAGAGGCCCCCUCUUUCUGGAGGGUAUCAUUGACGGAUCACGUGCUACUCCUCCUGCCACAUGGCAUGGAGGCCGCAUGGCAUGGUAGGGCACACGGCAUGAGAGUUGAUGUGGCCGCUCGUUGUGCAUAGCGUUAAUUAUUCUGUGUGUGAGAGAGAGCCGGUUAGGGUACUGUACAGGGUGAUGUGGCGUUGACUCCCUGUUUGCGCUCUUGUAUUUAUCCAAC
Messenger RNA from Closterium sp. NIES-67, 1955 nucleotides. The record is from the annotation of a GenBank genome assembly. Lineage: Eukaryota; Viridiplantae; Streptophyta; Zygnematophyceae; Desmidiales; Closteriaceae.